Molecule: messenger RNA, 2316 nt
Organism: Lasiosphaeria miniovina
Lineage: Eukaryota; Fungi; Ascomycota; Sordariomycetes; Sordariales; Lasiosphaeriaceae
Product: Neurochondrin-domain-containing protein
Exons: 2
Coding region: 102-2138 (678 amino acids)
Source: RefSeq, a predicted model, not a curated record
AUGACAUCAAUUCCGCUGCUCUCCAAGCUUGGUUUAAUUUAAACCAAAACUGCGAUUCCGACACGCCAAAGUCGGAAAGCGCAAGUGGAGGAAAUCUCGACAUGGACACGCCGUCGGCGCAAGAGCAGGCGCAAGAGCAAGAGCAGGCGAGCUCAAUCGAGAAAAUCAAGACGCUGCUCGCUGCACACGACGACACAUCGCGCUUCGUCGGACUGGCCCUGCUCAAGUCGGUGCUCGACAACUCGCCCGACCUUCGACAGCAUAAGCAUGAGCCUAUCAUUGUCGCCCUCUGGGAGAGCAUCCCACCAAAGUUCCUCGACCGCCUGAUGCGCACCGCCUCCCGCCAAAAGAAACCACAAACAACUCAGACCCAGAAACAGAGAGGCGAUGCCCGAGACAUGCUCGACCUGGCCGUCGCCGUGCUCCACACAUUCACGGCCCUGCUGCCCGACCAGGCCAAGAGAGACGCCAGGCUCGUCGGCCGGAUCCCCCAGCUCGUCGCCUGUCUCGUGCACAGUUCAGACGACACUACCCGCCUAGCGCUCGAGACACUCCUGAGCCUGGCCAGCCAGCCAGAGGGCGCCCGCGUCUUGACGGCCGUCGACGACCUGGCGCCCCUGACCGAGAUCGCCCCGUCGCAGCCCCUCGCGCUGGACACGCUCUCGCACGCCUUUCUCACUGCCAUGACUGCCGCCAUCACCGACACCGACAAGGCCGCCCUGUGCGCCAAGAUCGACGCCACAAUCACCCACCUCGCCUCGUCCUUCAGGGGAACCGACGGCGUCACGCUGCUGGCCUUUCUCGCCGCCCUGCUCCCGCGCCUCGAGCCAGACGUCCUCCCACGCAACCCCGCCUGGAUCGCGCCCGUCGUCAACUUCGUCCGCGGCCUGGUCGUCAGCCGGCCCACGGCGGCCGCCCGCGCCGCCUACACCAGCCUCGCGGCCGCGCUGCUCGAGGCGUACCCGCACGACGCGCCGAGCGCGCUCUUCUCCGCCGACGACGGCACGGGUACGGGUACGGGCACGGGUACGGGCACGGCGGCGGCCGACAAGAAGCCCUUCGCGUACCUGCUCGUCAGCCUCGCGCUGGUCGACCUACGCUCAUCACUACCAACACUGCUCGGCCAGCCGCACACGCCGCAGCACGCGGCGGCGACGCGGCGCCUGGCGUCGGCCUACGACGUCGUGUCCAACUUCAUCGGCUUCCUCAUCCGCUCGCUCGACGACGAGCACGCGCCGCUGGUCGUGCCGCCCGACUACGUGCUGCGGCUGCGCACGUCCAUCUCUGAGACCAUGUCGCUGUCGACCGAGUACCUGCGCGACCGGUGGGACGCGGCCGUGGCCGGCGCCAUGGGCCUGCAUCCGGACGCCCGACCUGGCGCUCCUUCGAAUUCCCGCCUCCCGCUCGCCUGGGACUCGCUGGCCGGGUCUGUGACUGACGACCCGCUGGUCCUGGCCGCCGUGCGCGCCCUGGCCCUCUGGCUGCGCGAGGAUGACGGCGAGCUGCUGCGCAAGGAGGCCGCUGGCCUGUCCGACAUGCUGGUCGACCUGUACCGCAGCAGCAGCACCGACAAAAAAAAGCCGCUGCUCGACUUCCGUGACCCCGUGCUCGUCGCUUUCGAGGGCAUCACGGCCGAGGACGACGGCACCGAGGCCUUCCUCGACAACGGCGGCUGGCAGGCCCUGGCCUACGACCUGGCGGGCAUCAUGGCGCAGCAGUCGGCAGGAGCUCGCCACGAUGACGACGACGAGGUAUCCGCUGCCUCGGCGCGCGGCAUCGAGGUCGUCCGGCUGCUGAUGCAUGUCGUCGAGGCCGACCCCCCCGGCCCGCGCGAGGAGUGGCUGGACAUAGUGACGAAAGUCGCGGCCUGGUAUGUACCCGACCACAAUAACCAGAACGCAUCCUCCUCCUCCACAGUGGUCGACGAGUUCCGCGCCGCCGUGCUGCAGCUCGUCGCCGCGCUGCUCGUCAACGCCCCGCCGGGCGUGCGCCGCCGCUACGUGCACUCAACGGCCGCCGUCGCGGGGCUCGCGCGCCAGCUGCGCGGCAGACUGCGCGGCGGCGGCGGCGGCGGCGGCCCCGCGGGGCUCGCAGAGUCGCUUGACGAUGUCGUGGCGACGCUGGCUGCGCUACGUUGAGAUGAGACGCGGUGCGCAGGUACGGGUAUGGAAAAGUGGGAAAUAGUGGGCUUCUAGUUUUAGCACGGCAAGAUGGAAGGCUCUUGAAGAAUAGUGUGUAUAUAUGUACAAAAAACUGGACAGGCUGGGAAAGUGAAAACGAAACAGACAAAAUAAUGAAGCAUGAAGUCACACCAAA